Messenger RNA from Gigantopelta aegis, 1288 nucleotides. Its product is annotated as ryncolin-1-like. NCBI's taxonomy places the organism in Eukaryota, Metazoa, Mollusca, Gastropoda, Neomphalida, Peltospiridae. The record is from RefSeq and is a predicted model, not a curated record. Bases 3 to 623 code for a protein of 206 amino acids. The transcript has 4 exons.
CCAUGAAACACGGAGAUGCUACCAGUGGCGUUUACACUGUUCAACCACGUGACCGCGGGCCGAUGGUCGACGUGUAUUGUGACGUCACCAACGAUGACGGCUGGCUCGUUAUUCAGCGACGGACCGACGGGUCGGAAGAUUUCUACAGAAAGUGGAAUGAAUACAGAGACGGAUUUGGAGAUUUGGAGAACGAAUUCUGGUUGGGCAAUACACAGAUUUAUCGCAUAACCAGCCAGGGUGUUUAUGAUCUGAGAAUCGACUUGGAAGACAUGGAAGGAAACACCAGAUUCGCGCUGUAUAAGAACUUCUCACUGGCUUCAGAGCAAGAUUCCUUCAGACCGAGUCUGGGCGAGUAUAGUGGGAACGCAGGUAACAGUCUUGCUGUGCACAAUGGACAGAAAUUCACUGCAAAAGACAGGGAUCUUGAUAUCUCACUGGGCAAUUGUGCGCAGAAAUUUAAAGGUGCCUGGUGGUACAAAAACUGUAUGGUAUCCAAUCUCAACGGACAGUACUUGGCAGGGAACCAUUCUUCGUUUGGAGAUGGAGUCAAUUGGAACGGUUGGCUAGGAAAGCGUUACUCUCUAAAGAGAACUGUAAUGAAGAUCCGACCCAUGAAGUUCUGACGUGGUCAUCAAGCGAACAGACAACCUACCUUCACAUAAACAACGAAUAUCAUCCAGUGAGCAGACAACCUACUUUUACAUAAACCACGAACAUCAUCCAGUGAGCAAACAACUUUAUGUUCACAGAAACAACAAACAUUCACAAAAAACAAGAACAUCAUCCAGUGAGCCGACAACCUAUCUUCAUAGACAACACCAACAUCAUUCAUUGAGCAGAUAACCUACAUUUACAAAAAACACGAACAUACACAGAAACCACGAACUUCAUCCAUUGAGCAGACAACCUCCCUUCACAGAAACCACGAACAUUCACAGAAACCACUAAUAUUCACAGAAACCACGAACAUAAUCCAUUGAGCAGAUAACCUACCUUUACAAAAACCACGAACCUUCACAGAAACUACGAACGUCAUCCAGUGAGCAGAUAACCUACCUUUACAGAAACCAAGAAGAUUCACAGAAACCACUAAUAUUCACAGAAACCACGAACAUCAUCCAUUGAGCAGACAACGUACAUUCACAGAAACUACGAACAUCGUGCAUCUGAACGAAAAAAGAAGGAAAUGUUUUGUUUAACGGCGCACUCAACACAUUCUAUAUACUUACGGUUAUAUGGCGUCAGACAUAUGGUUAAGGACCACACAAAUAUUGAGAGAGGAAACCCG